AUGUCAUCUUCAGAUUUGUCUCCGACAGACCUGAAUAACGUAAAUAGUUCCACCGAACGAAUUCGAGCCAGAAAUAAAUCCAAGUCCAUAUCCAAUGGUGUACUUCAACACCAUAGAGAAUUGGGUAAGUCAUUGGGUGCUGCCGUAGGCGGAGGAGGGUUCAAGAAAGUGUCGUUUUCUCAUUUCAAGAAGUUUGGAGGUAGUAGUAGUGUGGUUGAUCUGACUUCAAGUUCAAUAACCUCGUCUGAGGACGAUCAGUACUAUGAUGACAGUGAUGACGAUGACGAUGACGAUGCUGACACCAAGAAUUCCAGACUACAACAAAUAUAUUUGCAUCCGCCGAAAGCAAUUGCCCCUGGUGCACAUCAAUCUAGAAAGAAUAUACUCAAAAAAUUGUCGUCAUACCCUAUGGAAUUUACUAAAUCCUUGGACUCUCAAGUUCUAGGCACAGCAGACUCAAAUAGCAAUCUUCCCGAAUUCAACAAACGUCCGUUGACAGAUACCCCCAUCGUGUCAAGCGUCGCUUCGCCAAUAACAAGAACACAAUCAUACGAAUAUGACGAAGACAAGACCGAAGAUGAAUACAAAAAUAGAGCAGUAGGAGAUUCAACUAUUGUAGAGGAAUCAUCUGAAGAAGGAUCACAAGCACCAAUUGCUAAAACAAAGAAUAUAUCGCAUUUGAAUUUAUUGGAUUUGCAAUCAAGAUCCGUUUCGCCCAAUACAGUGGUUGAGACGAAGAAAGAACCUGAAAAAGAGCAAAAUAAAGCUGAGCUUAAGGUGGCUGAAAUGACUGUCCCGCAGAUCGUGGAACAAGUUGCACAACUUAGACCAGAGAUUUCUCCAAACACGCAAUUACCGGUGUCACAAGCACCAGUCCCAGUUAAGCCAUCUCCAACUACAGGGGGUGCACAGAGCAAGAAAGGUAAAGAUGAACUUGAGAAGGAGAAAUCCUUCGAGAAAACUCCAUCGAUCGAAAAAUUGAAGAGUUUGCUCCUUACUAAACCCCCACCACCGGCUCGUAAAGCUAAUACGUUAAAUAUCCCUGGUCAAACUUCAUCGAAGACAUCUCCUGAUGGUAGGAUUGCAUCGGUGGACGUUGGUUCAAAAUUAGUAAUCGUAAUGGUUGGGCUUCCCGCUAGAGGUAAGUCAUACAUCACAAACAAGCUCACCAGGUACUUGAACUGGCUUCAGCAUGACUGUCGAGUAUUCAAUGUCGGUAAUACGAGAAGAAAAGACAAAAAUAAUGCAGGCCCUGAAGCUAAUCCUCUUCCAGAUAUUCAUACACCAAAUAAUGAGCAGUCAAGCUCGCCCCAAAUGACUACUACAAGUGCAUCAUCUGCUGCAGCCGAGCCAAAAUCUCCUGUUCAUAACGCAGAUUUCUUUUCGCCUGAUAAUAACUCUUCCAACAUUCUUCGAGAGAAAUGGGCCAUAGAUACACUCGACCAACUUUUAAAUUAUGUAAUUGAUGGGCCAGGCUCAGUUGGAAUCUUUGAUGCAACUAAUUCCACCAAGAAGAGGAGAUUGAGAGUUCUUAAAAGGAUUCAAGAGAGGUCCAAUGGAGAAUUGAAAGUCUUAUUUUUGGAAAGUGUAUGUUCUGAUCCUGCCAUUAUCGAAUCUAACAUAAGAUUGAAAUUAUCUGGUCCUGAUUAUAGAGAAAUGGAACCAGAAGCUGCAUUAAAGGACUUUGUGGGGAGGUUGCACAAUUAUGAAAGAGCGUAUGAAACUAUUGAUGAACAAGAAGAAUCAAUUCCUGGUUUUCAAUACGUUAAGAUGAUAAAUGUUGGAAAAAAGGUUGUUUCGUACAAUGUGCAAGGAUUUUUAGCAUCACAAACCAUCUACUUCUUAUUAAACUUCAACUUGUGUGAGAGACAAAUAUGGAUCACAAGACAUGGUGAACUGACAGACAAUUUGACUGGUAGAAUUGGAGGUGAUUCUCACUUAACUAAGAGAGGUGAAAAAUUCGCAAGAGCAUUACUGAAAUUUAUGAACUUCCAGAGACAAGAGUUUAGAAAGCAGCAAUUGGAAAGGUUUUCGACUAGGUUGGAGUUGAAGUAUGAAUCUAUAAUGAAUAGCGGAAAGGAGGUGGAUGACUCUGCAGUGGAUAAUAUACCAAGCGAACCGAACUUUUGUGUAUGGACUUCGAUGCUAUGUAGAGCUAUUGAAACAGGUAAAUAUUUCGAUGACCAGCUUUAUAGUCUUAAGGAGAUGAGAAUGCUUAAUGAAUUAGGAGGCGGUAAGUUUGAAGGCUUGACAUACGAAGAAAUCCAACUGAAAUACCCUAAAGAAUUCCAAGCAAGAAUUCGUAACAAGUUGACCUACAGGUACCCUGGAGUAGGAGGUGAAUCAUAUUUAGAUGUGUUAACGAGAUUGAGACCAUUAAUCACAGAAGUUGAGAGAACUACUGACAAUUUAUUGAUCGUAUCUCACAGAGUUGUACUCAGAGUUUUAUUGGCAUAUUUUUUGAAUUUAGACAAUUCUUCGAUUGGUGAAUUGGAUGUUCCAUUGCAUACAUUAUACUGUUUAGAACUGAAACCGUACGGAACGGAUUAUAGAAUGUAUGAAUUUGAUGAGGGCCUAGACUGGUUCGUGAAAGUUGAACCAGAACAUCAAAAAAAUAUGAAGGAAGUUGGAGUUGCGUUCAGGGAGAGAAAGUACAGUGUGGUUCCAACUGCACCUCCAAGCAGCAGUGUCAAUAAAGCAAGAGAAAAUGUUAGAAAUAGAACGUACAGUAGCACUGUCUCGAACGCGGACAAUGGAGUCUUCAGUAUUAGGAGAAGCUUAAGUUUUGGAGCGGGAGGUAAUCCUAAUUUGGUUCAGUCACAUAACACGAACCCAAGAGCUGCAGGUGCUGGAGUACAACAGCAGCUGCAAGUAUUUAACCAACAAAAUGAUCAGGAUAGCAUAACCUCGAAGAAAUUGGCCGAUUUAAAGAAGAUGAGAAAACCAUGA
Molecule: messenger RNA, 2949 nt
Organism: Dujonia railenensis
Lineage: Eukaryota; Fungi; Ascomycota; Pichiomycetes; Serinales; Debaryomycetaceae
Source: the annotation of a GenBank genome assembly